Molecule: messenger RNA, 1335 nt
Organism: Penicillium verhagenii
Lineage: Eukaryota; Fungi; Ascomycota; Eurotiomycetes; Eurotiales; Aspergillaceae
Product: casein kinase I
Exons: 4
Coding region: 1-1335 (444 amino acids)
Biological process (GO): endocytosis; signal transduction; peptidyl-serine phosphorylation
Cellular component (GO): cytoplasm; nucleus
Molecular function (GO): ATP binding; protein serine/threonine kinase activity
Source: RefSeq, a predicted model, not a curated record
AUGUCGUCCUCUUCAUCGAACGUGGUGGGCGUCCACUACCGUGUGGGCAAGAAAAUUGGAGAGGGAUCUUUUGGUGUCAUCUUUGAGGGUACCAACCUCCUCAACAACCAGCAGGUCGCUAUCAAAUUCGAACCCCGCAAGAGCGAUGCUCCCCAGCUUCGUGAUGAGUACCGGACAUACAAGAUCCUGGUUGGAUGUCCCGGUAUUCCUAAUGUUUAUUAUUUUGGACAAGAGGGUUUGCACAAUAUUCUUGUGAUCGACCUUCUUGGCCCUAGUCUGGAAGAUCUCUUCGACCACUGCAACCGUAGAUUCUCUACUAAGACCGUAGUUAUGGUCGCCAAGCAGAUGCUCUCGCGUGUGCAAACAAUCCACGAGAAGAACCUCAUUUACCGGGAUAUCAAGCCUGACAACUUCCUCAUUGGACGCCCGGGUACCAAGGCCGCCAACGUCAUCCAUGUUGUCGACUUCGGUAUGGCCAAGCAAUACCGUGAUCCCAAGACCAAGCAGCACAUCCCCUACCGAGAGCGCAAGUCAUUGUCCGGAACCGCCCGGUACAUGUCCAUCAACACACAUCUCGGUCGUGAACAGUCCCGACGUGAUGACUUGGAGGCCCUUGGACACGUUUUCAUGUACUUCUUGAGAGGAGGUCUUCCCUGGCAGGGAUUGAAGGCUGCUACCAACAAGCAGAAGUACGAGAAGAUUGGAGAGAAGAAGCAAACCACCGCCAUCAAGGAUCUGUGCGAUGGUUACCCCGAAGAAUUCAACAAGUACCUGAGCUACGUGCGCAACCUUGGCUUCGAGGAUACCCCAGACUACGACUACCUCCGCGAUAUCCUGACCCAGGCCCUGAAGAACGGUGGAGAUGUUGAAGAUGGAGAGUACGACUGGAUGAAGCUGAACAAUGGCCGUGGAUGGGACUACAAGUCUUACUCGUCCCAGGCUCAUCUCCAAAACCAGCACCAGAGCUCGUCGGGGCGCGAUCUCCACGCGAGCCAGUUGCGCCACAGUCAACAACGACCGGGAGUGACGGCCGAUCGUUUAAACGCCGCGCAGCCUCCUCCUCCCUCUCCCGCCAAGGGACCUGGCAAGGUACCCCGAGAGCGCCAAAGCGGCGGCGGCAUUCCCCCGAAGCGUGCCAGCGGAGGCAUGGAGACCGGCACUCCGGCAGCGUCGACCACAGCCCAGUUCCAGAACUCCAACGCUCAUCUCCCCCGCCACGGCAGCCCCGGAAACCAAGCACUGAAUAAUCAACAGGUUGGCGGCGUGCAAGGAAAUAACGACCAGCCACCCACUUUCGUACAGAAAGUCAUGAAGGCUCUCUGCUGCGGUAGGUGA